This is a messenger RNA of Podarcis raffonei (Aeolian wall lizard), 984 nucleotides long. RefSeq lists its product as uncharacterized. The record is from RefSeq and is a predicted model, not a curated record. Lineage: Eukaryota; Metazoa; Chordata; Lepidosauria; Squamata; Lacertidae. The coding region runs from base 1 to 984 and encodes 327 amino acids. The transcript is spliced from 7 exons.
AUGAUGCUGGGUGAUGAGGCCCAGGUUGACGUGGCCUCAGAUACCUUCUUUAUCACCUUUUUCACUUUCAAAGGUUGUUCAACAACAAAUCUUUGUACCAUCCGCAAAAAUGGAAGAUUUCUUAUUGCAACUGGGAGAUUUGUUCUUACAGUUACCGAAGAAAGCUGUUAUAGUGCUUCACGAAUCUCACACCAGCCUGAACAGGAAGGAUUAAUAUUUCAGAAUGGGGAAGCAUAUAUAGCAGACAGGAAGCUUAAAAGUUACCGAACCCUUGUGGCAGUCAUGGUGGAGCGUCACUAUCAGGAUUCAAGUUCAGUUUUGCAGUCCAUGGUUUAUCUUUCCUGGACUCAGCCAUCUCAUCUCUCUCCUGACACUGAGCUACAGGCCAUGGGUAAGCCUCUACCUGCAUCAAUUCCCUUGUUGAUCCACCUCUGCUCUGAGUCUCCUAAUCUUUCUAGAAUGAUGGAAGCACUCCUGAGCGCAUGUCUCCUCUUGGCCAUGAUUUCUCCAGGGAAAUCCCAAGUGCAACUUUCAAAUAGAUGCUCGUCAUCCCGCUAUUGCUUCUCAGGUGAUUACAGCUUCACUGCAGGGAAUGGUAAAUUCUUUCAGACAAAGAAGCACUGCUGCAACACUGAACUGUGCAACAAUGCAACUCUCAGCCUUCCUGAUCGCAACAUGCUGGCUGAAAAUGGUCUGCAGUGCCCAUCCUGCUUCUCCAAAGGAGAGGAAAAGUGUGAAAGUGAGAAGACCAUCAACUGUCUUGAGAAUGAGACCCAGUGUGUUGAUUUUCAAGGAGUUCUUAAUAUAGCUCUCUUUCUGCAGCACCAUGAUUUCACUUUCCAAGGUUGUGGAACAACAGAUUUUUGUGCCAUCCAGAGAAAUGAAAGAAGAAUAAUCAGAAUUGGGAACUUUCUCCUUUUUGUUAAGCAAAUAAGCUGUUAUAAUGCUUCACGAAUCUCACACCAGCUUGAACAUGAAGGGUGA